UUCAUUUGACUGCCGCACACACAGGAAGACACCACGCGCUUACCGGCACAUUGGCAGUUGUACCAGCUGGAAGCAGCCUUGCGGACUCAGAGCUCCUACCUGCUUCUCUCAGUGUGACACGCAACUGUCGCUUUCAAGUUUACUGGUUUUCGUGGUUUCAGAUUAUACUGUCCGACUCGUAUACACCAUGACUGUGGGGCGCUUUAGCUGAGUGGCUGGACAGCUUUUUGUGUCAGAUCACCAGCUGGACAGGCAGACGCCGGGCUUGACAGACCAGUUGGACGGAGAUCAUAAAGGGGAUCUUAAAGGCUGUUGUGUUGCCCGUAUCACCACCGGCUGCUCUGCCAGACCUGCGUUUUGGAUAAAGAGCUUCCAUCGGCUGCACUGUGGCUGACCGGUGACCCCGAUCUGCAGCCUAACCCUCUUCUGGGUCACCGCUGAGCUAAUAGAGGUGGUCUGGCUGGGCCUGAUGUGGAAUUUGACCCCAGCUGACCCUGUCCCACAAGUAGCCUUUCACUGAUCCUGGACUCAGUGGAAAGGAAGGAUAAAAGAGCAAGAGAGGCGACAGAGAAGAAAGGAGGAAGAAAAGGAGAGAAGUGAGAGCAGCAGCACAGCGACUGCUCCUCCAGUAUGCCAGUGGAGACCCUGCGGCCAUCAGACGGCCGUCUGGCCGGGGUUCCCUUCACCUCUGCUAUGCCCUUCAGGAUACUUAACAAGGGUCCAGACUACUUCCGUCGUCAGGCUGAGCCUGGGGCCCGUAAACUGAGUGCUGUAGAACGCCUGGAGGCCGACAAGGCUAAAUAUGUGAAGAGCCAGCAGGUGGCUCUCACCCGCCAGGCCCCCAUCAAACCACCCAUCAUUCGCAAGCCCCUCGUUCCUCCAGGGAUGAUGCUCCAGUGUCAGAUCAGCACUCCUCCAGCUCGCAAAGUUGCCCGCUGCCCAGCUGAUGUGGAGAAUGGAGGAGGGAGAGAUGGACCAGGAGGAAGAAGAGGGCCUGCUCUUAACCUGGAUAUUCUGAAUAAUCUUAUCAAUGAUGUAUGUGAUGGACCAAUGCCCUCCUCCCAGUCCUCUUCAUCCACCUCCCCCUCCUCAUCAUCCCCUUCAUCGGGAGCUAAGAGCAUCGGCAGUAGCCUGUCAGUAGAACAAGAGAGGAGCAACCGACUCCUCAACAACCUCAAACCAUUGAAUCCUGGCACCGUCAACUCCUCAUCCACCUCCUCCUGCACUUCCUCUCCACUCAACAACAACCUCCGGACCCCUGCAGCGGAACCCACCCGCCGUCCGCCCCCUAUACCAGCACGAGUGCCCCGCAUUGGGGUUCCAGUGCCCUAUAGUUCCCCUAACUCAGUGACAGUGCGCAGGGUGGAUGUUCGGCCUCAGGCUGAAAUAAGGAAACCUCACAGGGCUCUGCUGCAGCCCCAACUCAGGCCCAGACAGACUGCCCAGGGCCAAGUCGCACACCCCCAAGUCCCACCUCCACCACCUCCUGCACCCUCUCAGAACCAACCCCAACCCCAAACCCUGCCCUCCCCUCCUGUUUACCUGCCGCCUAGUCCCAUGCUGGUUCGAGCUGGCAUGAUCCCACCAGCCUCCCCUGCUUUCACUCGUAUUUCAAAUGCCAGCUCCAAGGGGUCCAGCCGUAAGCACCCAUCCUUGCACCGCUCAAAGUCAGACUUGAGCGACCGAUACUCCCGUGCCACGGCCGACCUGGAGCGCUUCUUCAACUACUGCGGGCUGGACCCAGGGGAAGUUGAGAGUAUGGGCGGAGUGGAGCGCUUCACAAGAGCCAACUCAGACAUUGUGUCCGUCUCCAAGCUCCGCAGCGUUAGCACGCCCAGCUCGGAGUGUGGGGACGAGGCCUUCCCGGCGAGGGAAGACUGCGGAGACGAGGAUGACGACGACGGGCCCGCCAGAGCCAACGAGCGGGUUCCUUAUGGCAUCUCCGUCAUUGAGAGGAAUGCUCGAGUUAUCAAGUGGCUGUACGGCAUCCGUCAGGCGAGAGAUGCUAACAACGCUGUCUCUAACGUAUAGACUGGGGAGGACUUGAAAGAAAAAACAGGGAAGCAGUACUUUUUGUACGUUUACAUACGUCUGAAGAAGGGAAAGCCCGUCUGCUCAUCUUCUGCUGCCUUAUGUGACAUUUAAGGAUAAUCCAGUAGUUGUUUUUUUCUGUUUCCUCUGAAGACUCACACUUGUUUUGGAAAUUACACAUUAGUGAUUGAUACCUGGGCUGCAAGUCAGGACUGCUUCCCUGCAAGACUCCAUGGACGAUACAUUUCCCUUUUCCUCCACUUGAUCUUGUUUAACAAUACUGGUAUACGAAAGCAAUAAUAGACUGGCAUAAAUGCUGAUGGUGAGGAUGAAGGCAGAGGAUGUUUGCGAUUGUGGUUCCUCAUGUAAAGGUACUUUGUGUGUGUGUGCAUGCGUGCGUGCGUGUGUGUGUGUGUAUGUGUAUGUGUGUGCGUGCCAGAGAGCUCCGCAGCACAAAGCCACUGGAACAUGGCUUCAAGCUGCCAGAGCCUCUGAUGCUACGCAGCGCAAUGACUGUUGAGCAAGCUGGGAAGAGAAUCACGUUGAUACUGUGAAAUUUCACAAAAAAAAGCUUCCAUAAAACACAUUUGUAUUUUCAAAAACCUUUUGGCUGUAAGACUGUUAUUCUACAAAUUUCUGUCAGCAUGCAAGUGAAACGUUUGUAUACAUUUAUUUUAGGGUUUUGUCACAUCAGCAAAGCACACACUUAACUCACACAGAUAAUCACAUCAUGGCACAAACUUUACAUUCAGGUCAGUUAGAGUAAAUAUGAGAGCAGGUGCAGUCAUGCUGUCUGUGUAUCUGAGCAUAACAUUGUCUAGGUUUGUGUUUGCAUCUGAUACACAGUCUCAUGUCUUGGAUUAUGCUGCACUGGUGCAGCAAGAGAAAUCUGUUUACUAUGUAUGUCUGGGCACGGAUGAGAGAGCAAGUCAUGUGAUAAGGAAUGAUCUCACAAGUGGAUGGUCGAAGUAAGUGUAGCAUGAAAAAGUUAUUUUGCCUCCAGUAAGAAUGGAGAGAUGGGUAAAAAGAAGACUGAAAAGACUCGGAUAGAAAACAAAGAUAUCUGUGGUGGUUCUGAAAGUGUCUCAGGAAGAUGUACUUGGCAUACUAACAAAAAUGGACCAAUAUUUAUUUGGAAAAUGUAAUUUAAUGUAUUUUUUAAUAUUGGACAACUUUGUGUACAGAAUUCAAUCUUUGAAAGUGCAAUCUCAUCAUAUCUACUACAAUGACAGUAUAUGUAGGAUCACAUUUAGACACACAUGCAAUUACAGGCACCAGUCACAUGCUCAGUGUGAAUGUUGUAAACAGGGGAAUGCCAGUGUAACAUGUGCCCCGCUGCUCUGUGGGGAGCGGCAAAGAAAGUGAGACUGUUUUGUAUUUAUUUGACUUCCUGUUUGUCGCAGCGGGAGCGAGACUGUGCACGUUCUCCACCUUCUGCAUCUACUUCCUUUAACUUUUUAGGAUAAACAGUAUGAGCACCAGCCAGGUUUUUCUCUUCGUACUUGUCACAGGUAGAUGAGGAGCAGUGUACAGCGGGAGUCAGAUCAGAGGGCUGGAGAACACGACAGCAGCGGCAAUGAACAAUGUGUGCUGUUGAAUCCGGCACUGGAUGCCCAAAGAGUCUUCAAGUGAGAGAUCCAAAAUGCUUUACCAUGGUGUAUUCUAAACAAUUAAUAAUAAAAAAAUGUU
Epinephelus moara (kelp grouper) is the source of this 3720-nucleotide messenger RNA. Its product is annotated as protein FAM110A. The transcript has 3 exons. Bases 631 to 2031 code for a protein of 466 amino acids. NCBI's taxonomy places the organism in Eukaryota, Metazoa, Chordata, Actinopteri, Perciformes, Serranidae. The record is from RefSeq and is a predicted model, not a curated record.